Brienomyrus brachyistius is the source of this 8273-nucleotide messenger RNA. Its product is annotated as keratin-associated protein 16-1-like. Lineage: Eukaryota; Metazoa; Chordata; Actinopteri; Osteoglossiformes; Mormyridae. The record is from RefSeq and is a predicted model, not a curated record. The transcript has 2 exons. Bases 906 to 2813 code for a protein of 635 amino acids.
CGUGUGUGUGUGAGCGUGUCUGUGACAGGGUACGCGAGUGUGAGAGUGUCUGUGACAGGGUACGCGUGUGUGAGAGUGUCUGUGACAGGGUACGCGUGUGUGAGAGUGUCUGUGACAGGGUACGCGUGUGUGAGAGUGUCUGCGACAGGGUACGCGUGUGUGAGAGUGUCUGCGACAGGGUACGCGUGUGUGAGAGUGUCUGCGACAGGGUACGCGUGUGUGAGAGUGUCUGCGACAGGGUACGCGUGUGUGAGAGUGUCUGCGACAGGGUACGCGUGUGUGAGAGUGUCUGCGGCAGGGUACGCGUGUGUGAGAGUGUCUGCGACAGGGUACGCGUGUGUGAGAGUGUCUGCGACAGGGUACGCGUGUGUGAGAGUGUCUGUGACAGGGUACGCGUGUGUGAGAGUGUCUGUGGCAGAGUACGCGUGUGUGAGAGUGUCUGUGACUGGGUACGUGUGUGUGAGAGUGUCUGUGACAGGGUACGUGUGUGUGAGAGUGUCUGUGACAGGGUACGUGUGUGUGAGAGUGUCUGUGGCAGAGUACUCGUGUGUGAGAGUGUCUGUGACUGGGUACGUGUGUGUGAGAGUGUCUGUGACAGGGUACGUGUGUGUGAGAGUGUCUGUGACAGGGUACGCGUGCGUGAGAGUGUCUGCCGCAGGGUACGCGUGUGUGAGAGUGUCUGUGACAGGGUACGUGUGUGUGAGAGUGUCUGUGGCAGAGUACGCGUGUGUGAGAGUGUCUGUGACUGGGUACGUGUGUGUGAGAGUGUCUGUGACAGGGUACGCGUGUGUGAGAGUGUCUGUGACAGGGUACGCGUGUGUGAGAGUGUCUGUGACAGGGUACGUGUGCGUGAGAGUGUCUGCGACAGGGUACGUGUGCGUGAGAGUGUCUGCGGCAGGGCACGCAUGUGUGAGAGUGUCUGCCGCAGGGUACGCGUGUGUGAGAGUGUCUGUGACAGGGUACGCGUGUGUGAGAGUGUCUGUGACAGGGUACGUGUGUGUGAGAGUGUCUGUGACAGGGUACGCGUGUGUGAGAGUGUCUGUGACAGGGUACGCGUGUGUGAGAGUGUCUGUGACAGGGUACGUGUGCGUGAGAGUGUCUGCGGCAGGGUACGCGUGCGUGAGAGUGUCUGCCGCAGGGUACGCGUGUGUGAGAGUGUCUGUGACAGGGUACGCGUGUGUGUGAGUGUCUGUGACAGGGUACGUGUGUGUGAGAGUGUCUGUGACAGGGUACGUGUGUGUGAGAGUGUCUGCCGCAGGGUACAUGUGUAUGAGAGUGUCUGUGACAGUGUCUGUGACAGUGUACGUGUGUGUGAGAGUGUCUGUGACAGGGUACGCGUGUGUGAGAGUGUCUGUGACAGGGUACGUGUGUGUGAGAGUGUCUGUCGCAGGGUACGCGUGUGUGAGAGUGUCUGCGACAGGGUACGCGUGUGUGAGAGUGUCUGCGACAGGGUACGCGUGUGUGAGAGUGUCUGCGACAGGGUACGCGUGUGUGAGAGUGUCUGCGGCAGGGUACGCGUGUGUGAGAGUGUCUGCGACAGGGUACGCGUGUGUGAGAGUGUCUGCGACAGGGUACGCGUGUGUGAGAGUGUCUGUGACAGGGUACGCGUGUGUGAGAGUGUCUGUGGCAGAGUACGCGUGUGUGAGAGUGUCUGUGACUGGGUACGUGUGUGUGAGAGUGUCUGUGACAGGGUACGUGUGUGUGAGAGUGUCUGUGACAGGGUACGUGUGUGUGAGAGUGUCUGUGGCAGAGUACUCGUGUGUGAGAGUGUCUGUGACUGGGUACGUGUGUGUGAGAGUGUCUGUGACAGGGUACGUGUGUGUGAGAGUGUCUGUGACAGGGUACGCGUGCGUGAGAGUGUCUGCCGCAGGGUACGCGUGUGUGAGAGUGUCUGUGACAGGGUACGUGUGUGUGAGAGUGUCUGUGGCAGAGUACGCGUGUGUGAGAGUGUCUGUGACUGGGUACGUGUGUGUGAGAGUGUCUGUGACAGGGUACGCGUGUGUGAGAGUGUCUGUGACAGGGUACGCGUGUGUGAGAGUGUCUGUGACAGGGUACGUGUGCGUGAGAGUGUCUGCGACAGGGUACGUGUGCGUGAGAGUGUCUGCGGCAGGGCACGCAUGUGUGAGAGUGUCUGCCGCAGGGUACGCGUGUGUGAGAGUGUCUGUGACAGGGUACGCGUGUGUGAGAGUGUCUGUGACAGGGUACGUGUGUGUGAGAGUGUCUGUGACAGGGUACGCGUGUGUGAGAGUGUCUGUGACAGGGUACGCGUGUGUGAGAGUGUCUGUGACAGGGUACGUGUGCGUGAGAGUGUCUGCGGCAGGGUACGCGUGCGUGAGAGUGUCUGCCGCAGGGUACGCGUGUGUGAGAGUGUCUGUGACAGGGUACGCGUGUGUGUGAGUGUCUGUGACAGGGUACGUGUGUGUGAGAGUGUCUGUGACAGGGUACGUGUGUGUGAGAGUGUCUGCCGCAGGGUACAUGUGUAUGAGAGUGUCUGUGACAGUGUCUGUGACAGUGUACGUGUGUGUGAGAGUGUCUGUGACAGGGUACGCGUGUGUGAGAGUGUCUGUGACAGGGUACGUGUGUGUGAGAGUGUCUGUCGCAGGGUACGCGUGUGUGAGAGUGUCUGUGACAGGGUACGUGUGUGUGAGAGUGUCUGCCGCAGGGUACAUGUGUAUGAGAGUGUCUGUGACAGUGUCUGUGACAGGGUACGUGUGUGUGAGAGUGUCUGUGACAGGGUACGUGUGUGUGAGAGUGUCUGUGACAGGGUAUGUGUCUGUGAGAGUGUCUGUGACACCCCACCCCCAGUGCAUUAGGUGACCUGCCCCACCCAGAUGCACAGGGGAAAAGAACCACUCCCCCAAAAUAGGGGCUAGUGGAAGUGGCAGGACUGGGGGGCGAGUGAAGUCAGUAUUUAAUGUGAGUUGUAGAGGGGAGAGGAAGAGAAAAGGAGAUAAAUGCAAAGAAGGAAAAAAAACAAAGACAGGAUUGUAUUUAUAUAUGAUGGUUGUGGAUGAUAGGAGUCGUAAUUGUCAAAAAAAAAUUAGUGAAUAAAAAAUGAUCACACAUAUACACUGCUCAAAAAAAUUAAAGGAACACUGAAAACACAUCAGAUAUCAAUGGGGAAAAUAUAUAUAUAUAUAUACUGAAGUAGACUGGGUAAUGUGUUUGGAAUGAAAGGAUGCCACAUCGUUUAAUGGAAAUGAAAUUUCCAUGGGGGCGGAAUGGUGGUGCAGUGGUUAGCACUGUUGCCUCACACCUCUGGGACCCGGGUUUGAGUCUCUGCCUGGGUCACAUGUUUGUGGAGUUUGCAUGUUCUCCCCAUGUCGUCGUGGGGUUUUCUCCGGGUACUCCUGUUUCCCCCCCAAAAACAUGCUGAGGCUAAUUGGAGUCGCUAAAUUGCCCAUAGGUGUGCAUGUGUGAGUGACUGAUGCGUGAGUGUGCCCUGCGAUGGGCUGGCCCCCCAUCCUGGGUUGUUCCCUGCCUCGUGCCCAUUGCUUCCGGGAUAGGCUCCGGACCCCUCGCGACCCAGUAGGAUAAGCGGUUUGGAAAAUGGAUGGAUGGAUGGAAAUUUCCAUGAAAACCUACAGUGGGCUGAAUUCAGAGACACCCCGAAAAUCAAAGUGAAAAAUGAUGCAGCAGGCUAGUCCAUUUUGCUGAAAUUUCAUUACAGUAACAGUAUCAUACUCAGUAGUUUGUAUGGCCCCCACGUGGUUGUAUGCAUGCCUGACAAUGUCGGGGCAUGGUCCUAAUGAGACCACGGAUGGUGUCCUGGGGGAUCUCCUCUCAGAUCUGGACCAGGGUAUCACUGAGCUUCUGGACAGUCUGAGGUGCAACCUGGUGGCAUCGAAUGGACGAAACAUAAUGUCCCAGAAGUAUUCUAUUGGAUUUAGGUCAGGCGAGCGUGGGAGGCAGUCAAUGGUAUCAAUUCCUUCAUCCUCCAGGAACUGCCUACAUGCUCUUGCCACAUGAGGCCGGGCAUUGUCGUGCACCAGGAGGAACCCAGGACCCACUGCACCAGCGUAGGGUCUGACAGUGGGUUCAAGAAUGUCAUCCUGAUACCUAAUGACAGUCAAGGUGCCGUUGUCUAGCCUGUAGAGGACUGUGCGUCCCUCCAUGGAUAUGCCUGCCCAGACCAUCACUGACCCACCACCAAACCGGUCAUGCUGAACAAUGCUGCAGGCAGCAUAACGUUCUCCAUGGCUUCUCCAGACCCUUUCACGUCUGUCACAUGUGCUCAUGGUGAACCUGCUCUCAUCUGUGAAAAGCACAGGGUGCCAGUGGCAGAUCUGCAAAUUCUGGUAUUCUAUGGCAAAUGCCAAUCGAGCUCCAUGGUGCUGGGCAGUGAGCACAGGGCCCACUAGAGGACAUUGGGUCCUCAGGGCACCCUUAUGAUGUCUGUUUCUGAUUGUUUGGUGAGAAACAUUCACACCAGUGGCCUGCUGGAGGUCAUUUUGUAGAGCUCCAGCAGUGUUCAUCCUCUUCCUCCUUGCACAAAGGAGCAGAUACCGGUCCUGCUGAUGGGUUAAGGACCUUCUAUGGCCCUGUUCAGCUCUCCUUGAAUAACUGCCUGUCUCCUGGAAUCUCCUCCAUGCCCUUGAGAUUGUCCUGGGAGACACAGCAAACCUUCUGGCAAUGGCACGUAUUGAUGCGCCAUCCUGGAGGAGUUGGACUACCUGUGCAACCUCUGUAGGGUACAGGUAUCGCCUCAUGCUACCAGUAGUGACACUGACCGUCGCCAAAUGCAAAACUAGUGAAAAAACUGUCAGAAAAGAUGAGGAGGGAAAAAUGCCAGUGGCCCCCACCUGUUAAACCAUUCCUGGUUUGGGGGUCGUCUCAUUGUUGCCCCUCUAGUUCACCUGCUGAUAAUUUCAUUAACACUAAAGCGGCUGAAACUGAUUAACAACCCCCUCCGCUACUUAACUGACCUGAUCAAUAUCCCAGAAGUUUAAUAGACUUGACGCUAUACUCUGAUUAAAAAGUGUUCCUUCAAUUUUUUAGCAGUAUAUAUUAAUACAUAUAUAUGAAUGUCCAUACAUACACAGACACACUUUCAUACAUAUCUGUAAUGAUUGAAACAUACAAUACAUGAAUCAAACAGUAAUAAUAAUAAUUAAUAAAAAUAACAGCAAAAAAGUAAGGGGGCGGUGGGCGUUGAGGUAGCUUUUAUUCACAAAAUAGUUUGCUGCAAACAUACAUCCAACCAUCCAUUUUCCAAACCGCUUAUCCUACUGGGUCGCUGGGGGUCCGGAGCCUAUCCCGGAAGCAAUAGGCAAAAGGUAGGGAACAACCCAGGAUGGGGGGCCAACCCAUCGCAGGGCACAUUCACAUACCAGUCAGGCAAUUUAGCUACUCCAAUUAGCCUCAGCAUGUUUUUGGACUGUGGGGGAAACCGGAGUACCCGGAGAAAAUCCCACAACGACAUGGGGAGAACACGCAAACUCCACACACGUGACCCAGGUGGAGACUUGAACCUGGGUCCCAGAGGUGUGAGGCAACAGUGCUAACCACUGCACCACCUUGCCGCCCCCAGCAAACAUACAAACAACCAGAAUUCUAGAAAAGUUCUUUAUAUUUGAAUGAAAUAAAUAAAACACUUUCAAAUCAAAUGAGCCUAUAUUUUAUUCACAACAGAACAUAGAUAAUAUUACAAAUGUUCAAAGGCCGAAGACCUGUAUUGGAUGCCCGUGGUCUUCGGGCCCUCAGACGACUCUGCAUCACUCAUCGGCAUGAUUGUGUCAAUGACAUUACUAAAUGGGCCCAGGAAUACUUCCAGAAAGCACAGUCGGUAAACACAAUCCGCCGUGCCAUCUGCAGAUGCCAGCUAAAGCUCUAUCAUGCAAAAAGGAAGCCAUAUCUGAACAUGGUCCAGAAGUGCCGUCGUGUCCUGUGGGCCAAGACUCAUGUGAAAUGGACUGUUUCAAAGUGCCCACGACCCAGUAGGAUAAGCGGUUUGGAAAAUGGAUGGAUGGAUGGAUGUUUCAAAGUGGGAAAGUGUUCUAUGGUCAGACGAGUCCAAAUGUGACAUUCUUGUUGGUAAUGAAGGGCGCCGUGUCCUCCGGGCUAAAGAGGAGGGAGACCUUCCAGCGUGUUAUCAGCGUUCAGUUCAAAAGCCAGCAUCUCUGAUGGUAUGGGGGUGCAUAAGUGCAUACGGUAUGGGCAGCUUGUGUGUUUUGGAAGGAACUAUGGAUGCUGAAAGGUAUAUAAAGGUUUUAGAGCAACACAUGCUCCCCUCCAGAGGACGUCUGUUUCAGGGAAGGCCUUGUGUAUUUCAGCAGGACAAUGCAAAACCACAUACUGCAGCUAUUACAAGCACAUGGCUUCGUCGGAGAAGAGUCCGGGUGCUGAAUUGGCCUGUCUGCAGUCCAGAUCUUUCACCUAUAGAGAACAUGCAGUAAUUACCUGUAACACCCAUGGUGCACUGUGAGCAGGUAUACAGGCCCACAGAGCAUGCAGAUAAUUAUCUGUGACACCCAUGGUGCACUGUGAGCAGGUAUACAGGCCCACAGAGCAUGCAGAUAAUUAUCUGUGACACCCAUGGUGCACUGUGAGCAGGUAUACAGGCCAACAGAGCAUGCAGAUAAUUAUCUGUGACACCCAUUGUACACUGUGAGCAGGUAUACAGGCCCACAGAGCAUGCAGAUAAUUAUCUGUGACACCCAUGGUGCACUGUGAGCAGGUAUACAGGCCCACAGAGCAUGCAGAUAAUUAUCUGUGACACCCAUGGGGCACUGUGAGCAGGUAUACAGGCCCACAGAGCAUGCAGAUAAUUAUCUGUGACACCCAUGGUGCACUGUGACCAGGUAUACAGGCCCACAGAGCAUGCGGAUAAUUAUCUGUGACACCCAUGGUGCACUGUGAGCAGGUAUACAGGCCCACAGACCAUGCAGAUAAUUAUCUGUGACACCCAUGGUGCACUGUGAGCAGGUAUACAGGCCAACAGAGCAUGCAGAUAAUUAUCUGUGACACCCAUUGUACACUGUGAGCAGGUAUACAGGCCCACAGAGCAUGCAGAUAAUUAUCUGUGACACCCAAGGUGCACUGUGAGCAGGUAUACAGGCCCACAGAGCAUGCAGAUAAUUAUCUGUGACACCCAUGGUGCACUGUGAACAGGUAUACAGGCCAACAGAGCAUGCAGAUAAUUAUCUGUGACACCCAUGGUGCACUGUGAGCAGGUAUACAGGCCCACAGAGCAUGCAGAUAAUUAUCUGUGACACCCAUUGUACACUGUGAACAGGUAUACAGGCCCACAGAGUAUGCAGAUAAUUAUCUGUGACACCCCUUGUACACUGUGAGCAGGUAUCAGUACUGACUACUUUUUAUAUUGAGUCACAUGUUUUAUGUGAAUUACUUUCACAUAUUAGUACUGAACUGAAGGCCAGUAUUUGUCACUGUGAAUAUGUUGUUGCAGACGUCCAUCCAGAAAUCAGAGCUGGGGGAAAAGAUAAGGUCCUUAUUCCAAUUAAUUUUUGGUACAAAUAUCAAUGUGUCUGUCGCAGAUGAAGGAUUAUAUAUUCUAGAGGUUUCUUUUUAUUUUUAAGUUGCAGAAUGUUGUCUCAUCUGAGGAGGAUUCAGUGUAUUAUGUGUGAGGUUCAUUUUGGUUUUGAUGCUGGAUUCAGUUAGUAAAUAUUAGAAAAAUUACAUAUUCUCAACUCGUAUUUAUGGAUUAAGUCUUCGAAUGUCAUGAAAUGACUGUUACUGAGAAGGAGGUGUAGAUGUGUAAUCCCUUUCUGUCCCCGUGAGUGAUAGUGAAUAGUGAUAUUGUGAAGUAGGAAGUCCAGAUUAUUCCAGAUUGGCGUGUAUUUACAGGGUCUGAGAGUACAGUUAGUGAUUUUAAUGGCUUUCCACUGGGCUGUCAGUGCUGUGGAAAUGGCAGCACUGUGUUGUUAAAGCAGUUUUGUUUCUUUAAUGACAUUUUGUUUGUCUGCAUGUCUGAGAUUUUUACAGUACAGCUGCUCCUGCUGUAACCAUGAGCUGCUGUUACUGCUGUAGUGUGACCAUUUAGUUAAGUCUUGCAGUUGAUUUGCUAAGUAAUAAUUAAGAAAAAUGAGCUUGUAAUCCACCUUGAGAUUUACUUUUCUGUAAUGUGGAAUGUUUGAUUUUGUGUUUUUGUUUUUCCAGCAAAAAUGUGGCAUUAAUGAGUUAAGAGUUUGAAAGAAUUUUUCUGAAAUUAUUCUGGACGAGUAAUUUUAUUUUUAUUGAUUGAAGUGGGAGACUCAUCUAUUGUUUUGAGUAAGGGGGUGUAGUUGAGGGUAACCAAGUCAGAGAGCCUGUGG